UCUUUUUAUUGAUAACAAGUCACAUCUUCAAUAAACCCUAUUAAACUUGGCAAAUGUAGCCCAGUUUUAAUAAAUUUGCUCUCAGUUUUGAUUAAGUCUUUCAAUUAAUGUAAUCCAAAAGGUGGAUUCUAAAAGUUUGUGCACAUAAGGCUCGACUAACUGAUUUACAGCAGGCUGGCUCAUUCUUCUGUCCGUUCCACACAGUAAAAUGGAUAUAUGUAAUCAUCAAACAUAUAUACUACAUGUACUCAUAUUAUGCAUUAAGAACAUACAAACAGUAUAGACAAAACACAUAUACACUAUACACAAGCAUUACACAUUAACAACUCACAACCAUCACAUGGAAAAUGUAUUCUUUACACAUUGAACACACAGAAAUGUUACAUGUUGAGCAAAGAUUAUAUCUAUGAAUUUUAUACACUAAACCCGUGGGCACUAUGUAGUUUAAACAUGUGUAAGCUAAACAUUAAGAUAACAUAAACACUACAGAAAAUACAUAGCUAUUUUCAUAUAUAUUACAAUUUGAACACAUAUAUUAAACAUGCAUUAAUACAUAUAAAUGUCUUGGCCAAUUUGUCGUUGGACUCACCACUGCAGCCGUUUUGAUCUGUCUUUGAUUGUCUAUAAUUCAGUUUGAUUGAGAACCAGGCUUCUGUUGCUAGGUGAUGAGAAUAAGGUGGGUGUCUGUGAAGUGCUAAGAAGCCUCAAUCUGAUGGCUCAGAGACUCAGACUUCUCCCUGCUCAUUCUGGCCUCUCACUGGGACUGGCUCUGCGUUUGCCAGAGAGUGGGGUCUCACAAUCUGGCAAUGAAAUUAAGCUCACUAUUUGGCAAUGGGACCCAUCACAGUAACGAUGCACGGCAGCAGUUUCAAACUGAGUUGAAGUUCACUAUCUGGCAAAGGGACUGGCUUCUAUAUCUACCAAUUAGCCACAUCUCACUAUCUAGCAAUGGGACCAGUUUCAUUAUCAGCCAGUGCACCAAGACCUGAUGUUGGGUCUUUGACCAAAACAUCAAUUCUUGAUUCCUUUCCAUAGCUGCUGCCUGACCUCCAGCAUUGUGUGUGUGUGUGUGUGUGUGUGUGUGUGUGUGUGUAAGACACAGGUAUCGCUCAAUAUUAUGAGAGAUAAGAGUUAAUGCUCAAGGAUAAAAGCUAAUUCUCAGCCCAAUGAAGCAGUGGAGGCUACCUCAGUAAAUAUAUUUAAGACAAGUUUGGAUAUGAUUUUUGCAUAGUAGGGGAAUUAAGGGUUAUGGGGAAAGGGCAGGUAGGUGGAGAUGAUUCCAUGGUCAAAUCAGCCAUGAUCUUAUUGAAUGAUGGAGCAGGUCCGACGGGCCAGAUGGCCUGCGCCUGCUCCUAUUUCUUAUGUUAACCAAAAACCCCUAUCUCGCAGUAGAACCAGUGUAAUUGCCAGUGAGUUAAGUUACACCAUUUGACCAUGGGAGAGCCAUGCUGCUCAACUAAUGAAGCAAGUCUCAGUGUCUGACAAAGGGUUGAGUCACAUAAUCAUACAGGGAGCCCACGGGUGGAAGGGAGUAUAAGGGAAGCAGAGAACAAAACAGGUUGGGUAGGGAAGAAUGCAGAGGGAGAAGAGAAUUACGUCAUUGACUAAUUUCACUUAAAUUAAUGUGGAAAUGACAGGUGGGGCAUUGAAUGGACAUUUGUUCUUCAUAACCCAAUAAAUUAAAUGUUAAAAUAAAUAAAGGGCAGCUCGUCUCCUUCACUUUACUGAUGAUGAUCUUGUAUAAUGGGAUUAAGUGAGGCUGAAAUGUGCUUGCCCGGAGGCUGUGCUAUAAUUUCAUUAGAACCCUGAUCCACUGACCAUUCUUCUUAAAGCAGGCUGCUGCCCUGAUUCCUGCUUCAUUCCAGGUGCCCAGCCAUGAGGGACAGUCAGUGCUGGCGGAGCAUGAGACUACGGGAGACCAUCUCCAUCUACAUGACCACACUGCUGAUCAUCGUGAUAAUACUGGUGCUGUCUUUCAACCCCAUCGCACCCAGGCGGAGUCCCUUCCCCUAUCGAGUGCCCUUGGAUCCUCAGGGACUGGCGAAGCUGGCCUGGAACGUCAGCUAUUCCCAGGAAGCGGUGUACUUCUGCCUCAUGAUCAGGGAACUGAAGUUUGGGAUGCUGUUUGGGAUGUCGGACCGAGGAGGCAUAGAGAACGCAGACCUGGCCAUCCUGUGGAGCGAUGGCCGCAACUCCUAUUUCGGGGAUGCCUGGACUGAUGAGCAGGCACAGAUUCACUUGGACACACAGCAGGAUUACCAGCUGAUUGAUGCUCACCAGUCAAACCAAGGAUUUUACCUCACCUUCAAGAGACACUUCAACACCUGCGACAAAAGGGACUACGUCAUUGAGGGCGGCACGGUCCAUCUCCUGUACGGAUUCCUUGAGCGGCCAGUUGCAUCGGUGGAAACCAUCAACCUGAGGUCAGUGGCCAGGGGCAUACAGAGGGUGCAGCUCCUGAAACCCGACAUCCAUACGCCCGCACUGCCCUCAGAUGUUAAGGUGUUGGAAGUGCUCGCCCCGAACGUAACAAUUCCUGACCAGGAAACAACCUACUGGUGCCACAUCAGUCAUCUGCCCAGCAACUUUCCUGCACAUCACGUUGUCAUGUACGAGCCAGUGAUUUCAAAAGGAAAUGAAGCAAUUAUACAUCAUAUGGAGGUGUUCCAGUGCGCACCGCAGUUUGACCAGAUGCCUGCGUAUAAUGGGCCGUGUGACUCCAAGAUGAAGCCCGCAAAGCUGAAUUAUUGCAGGCACGUGCUGGCGGCAUGGGCAAUGGGCGCUCAGGCAUUCUAUUACCCAAAAGAUGCUGGACUUCUCAUUGGCGGAGAAAACUCCUCAAAGUAUUUGCGACUGGAAGUGCAUUACCAUAAUCCUCUGAAACUCUCUGGGCGAUUGGACCAGUCUGGGAUUCGUCUGUUCUAUACACCCACCUUAAGGAAGUUCAACGCAGGUAUCAUGGAACUGGGUCUGGUGUACACACCCAUCAUGGCAAUCCCUCCAGGCGAGACGAGCUUUGUGCUCAGGGGAUAUUGUACGGCAAAGUGUACUGAACACACACUGCCCAAGUCUGGCAUCCGGAUCUUUGCUUCACAACUCCACACUCACCUUACUGGCACAAAGGUGAAAACUGUCCUUGUCCAGGAUGGGGUUGAGAUGGACAUUGUGAAUGCUGAUGGACAUUACAGCACUCACUUUCAGGAAAUUCGUAUGUUGCAGAAAGAGGUCACAGUGUUACCCGGGGAUGUCCUGAUCACUUCCUGCACGUACAAUACAGAGGACCGGAAUCAUGUGACCGUGGGAGGAUUUGGAAUCAACGAAGAAAUGUGUGUGAACUACGUGCACUAUUACCCCCAGACUGAACUGGAGCUGUGUAAGAGUGUUGUGGAUCUGAGUUACCUGCAGAAAUAUUUCACCUUCAUCAACAGGAUAGAAGAUGACGGGAUCUGUACCUGCCCUCAAGUACCUGUAACACAGCAGUUCAACGCCGUGACCUGGAGCCCUUUCAGUCACCAAGUACUGAGGGCCUUGUAUGAUUCUGCUCCCAUCUCUAUGCAUUGCAACAAGUCUUCUGCUGUUCGUUUCCCGGGUGACUGGGAAAAGCAACCUCUCCCAGAAGUGACCAAGGUGCUGCCUGAAACUCCAGAUCGCUGUCAGAGGAUGAGCCACUUGGAGCCAGGAGAACCCACCGUCGUUGACUUCACCUCCAGGAAACCAGGACAGUGACGUAAGGCUCAGCCGUUCGCAUCAGCUGAUCGACCGGGAGCAGAAUUGGGUGAAAGAUGUUCCUGACAACCACACAAAACCGAUAAUUCCUCUCUAAUGUCUCACCUGUUUGUGACUGUGACCUGUGGCCUCUGUAUGCUGCCUGUUGAAUGAGCCAGAUUAUAUAUCUCUUCCAAUUAAACUGCAAACUGUUUUCAAUCAGCAUCUGUGAGAUUUUGUGACGAAGAUUCAGAUCCUCUGUGAAGUAUGUACAGAAAUGCACAAUACCUGCUCUGAAGUCCAACACCUCUAUCCACACCUGCCCAAAAGUUUCUAGACAUCCAUAAUGUGGGAGGUGGUCACUACUUCCAAUAUUCACACCAGGCUUCUGCAUAGCUCUGAGGCUCUCAGUGCCAUGCAGAAUUAUGUUUAGUCACAAGCCAGGCAUUCAUGUGAGCCAAUAAGGGUGUUAUAUUCUUCCAAAGAGACUUGAGUACAUUCUCAAAGACUCUAGCCUCCAUAUGAAGAAUAAUAAUAAUAAUAAAACAGACAGAAAAAGCUUCUAUAUAGAAAGUUUCAGAGUAGCAAAGAUGAGAGUGGAAUACUGAGGGAAUGAGAGUGGGGAAUUAAUAACAAAAGCAAGGCUAUUGCAGAUAAGUUACAACAACACUUUUCAUUAGUCUUCACAGUGAAUGAUACUGUAAUUAUCCCAAAGACAUCAGAUAUGAUCUAGUUUCUAACACCAUAGAAAAACUUGUAACAACUCCCAUCAUGAGGGACAAAAUACUGGAAAAACUAAUGGGAGUAAAAGCAGCCAAGAAACACAUAACUAUUUUAAAGAGAGGUUGCAGAAAUAAUGGAGACAUUGAAGAUUUUAUCAUAAUUCUUUCUUCUAGAAGAGUACCAGCAUACUGAACAAACACAAGCGUGUUUGUUUUGUUCAAGAAGGAUGUCAAAAAGCAGGUAACAAUAGGCAUGCUAGGUUCACAUCUGUUGUUAGUAGGAUACCGAGGUCUAUAAUUAAGGAAGAAAUUGCUAGUCAUUUAGAGAAACUUAUUGUAAUCAAACCAAGUCAACAUGCUUUACGAAAGACAAAUCACGUCUGACAAAUUUGCUGUAAUUCUCUGUGGGUGUAACAAGCAGAGGAGAUAAAGAGUUGAAUCUGUUGAUGUGAUGCAUUUGAAUUUCCAGAGGCAUUUGACGAGGUGCCACAUAAAACCCUCCUAUUCCAACAUGUUAAUCCAUCUUGUGCCAAGAUAAGGUCACCCUCAGAAUGGAGGAGCAACACCUUAUAUCCCUCCAACCUGAUAGCAUGAAUAUUGAUUUCUCCUUCUGGUGAACAAAAUUCCACCCCCCCCCCCCCCAACCUUCUACUACUUCUCAUCUGCCUAUUACAUCCCGCUGGGUCCCCUCCUCCUUUUUCUCCUAUGGUCAACUCUUCUCCCCCAUCACAUUCUUUCUUCCACAGCCAUUUACAUUUCCCACCCACCUGGCUUCACCUAUCACCUCCCAGCUAGCCUCUUUUCCCUCACCCCAUCCCUCUCAGUCCCUGAAGGAGUGCCUUGGCCUGAAACGUUGAUUGUUUAUUCAUUUCCACAGAUGCUGCUUGGCCUGCUGAGCUCCCCCAGUAUUUUGAGUGUGUUGCUUUGAAUUUCCAGCAUCUGCAGAUUUUCUCCUGUUUGCACAAGAGUUUGUGGUAUGUGUUAGCAUGGAUUGUAGGCAAGUUAUCAAAGAGAAGACAAAUAGUAGGAAUAAACUGGCCUUUAUCAUGCUGAAAGAAUGUAACUAGUGAAGUUCACCAUUAAAGCCCUGAAGAGGGGGAUAGGAUAUAUCUAACUUUGUUAUUGAUGUGAAAAUAGACAGGCAGAUAUUUUGUUUGCAACAAAAUGAAGAUAGAAUGAGCAAGAGGGUGAAAACUUGGCAAAUGGAGCUUCAUGUGGGAAAGCAUGAGGUCAUGCGCUCCAGACAAGGAAUUACAGGCAGACUAUUACAUUAAUGGAGAAACAACCCAGAUGAGUGAAGCACAGAGGGAUUUAGAUAUUCUUUUAAAAGAAACACAAGAAGUUUGUAGGUAGUUGUGUCAGGUGUUUAAAAAGGCAAAUGACAUGCUGGUCUUUGAUGUAAGAGAGUUAUGGUUUAGAAAUAGAGCAGUAGUUUUACAAUGGUACAAGAUAUUAGUGAGACAAUGCUUGCAGUAUUGUGCACAGAUUUGGUUUCCUUAUUUAAGAAAGGAUAUACCAGUAUUGGAGGCAGUGAAAAAGAAACACAAUGGGUUAAUUACUGGGAUAAGAGGUCUGCCCAAUUACAAGGUGGUGAAGAAAUAAGAA
Molecule: messenger RNA, 6032 nt
Organism: Hypanus sabinus (Atlantic stingray)
Lineage: Eukaryota; Metazoa; Chordata; Chondrichthyes; Myliobatiformes; Dasyatidae
Gene: dbh
Product: dopamine beta-hydroxylase (dopamine beta-monooxygenase)
Exons: 12
Coding region: 1876-3726 (616 amino acids)
Biological process (GO): dopamine catabolic process; norepinephrine biosynthetic process; octopamine biosynthetic process
Cellular component (GO): secretory granule membrane
Molecular function (GO): copper ion binding; dopamine beta-monooxygenase activity
Source: RefSeq, a predicted model, not a curated record